GCGCGGCGGCCGUCGGCACCGCGCCUGCGCACUGCGCCCCCAGCUCCAAGUUUGGAGCUUUGAGCUGCCAGCCCUGGCCCAUCAUGUAGGUGCAGCAAGAGCCUUCCCUACCAUUGCAAAGCGGGGGGGGGAAGGAAACCCCCCGGCGCUGCAGGCUGCCCUGCAAAGUGUGCAAUUGCACGGCUCCCCCCCUCGCCCCGCUGCAAGGAGAGCUGCUGCAGCAAGUCAGGAAAACUCCAGUUGCAUGAAGAUUGAGCGCUUGCAGUUUUGCAUCUUUGUUGCAAAACUAGCUCCAGAAGAGAGAGGCAAGGCAAAGUCUUUUGUGCUUCCCCUCCCCCACCAAAGCAAAGGGGAAAAUGUCUCAGUCGAGAGGCAAGAAGAGAAACCCUGGGCUGAAAAUUCCUAAAGAAGCAUUUGAGCAGCCACAGACAAGCUCCACGCCACCCAGAGAUCUAGACUCCAAAGCCUGCAUCUCUAUUGGCGAGAAGAAUUUUGAGGUGAAAGCUGAUGACCUGGAGCCCAUCUCUGAGCUGGGACGAGGUGCGUACGGGGUGGUGGAGAAGAUGCGGCACAUGCCGAGUGGGCAGAUCAUGGCAGUGAAGCGGAUCCGAGCCACCGUCAACAGCCAGGAGCAGAAGAGGUUAUUGAUGGAUCUGGAUAUCUCCAUGAGGACGGUAGAUUGCCCCUUCACUGUCACCUUCUACGGGGCGCUUUUCCGAGAGGGAGAUGUGUGGAUUUGCAUGGAGCUGAUGGAUACCUCACUGGACAAAUUCUACAAACAUGUCAUUGACAAAGGCCUGACGAUUCCUGAGGACAUCUUAGGGAAAAUAGCUGUCUCCAUUGUAAAAGCACUAGAACAUCUACACAGUAAGCUCUCCGUGAUCCACAGAGAUGUAAAGCCCUCUAACGUGUUGAUCAAUACGCAGGGGCAGGUGAAAAUGUGCGAUUUUGGAAUUAGCGGUUACCUCGUUGACUCGGUUGCUAAAACCAUGGAUGCAGGAUGCAAACCCUACAUGGCUCCUGAAAGAAUUAACCCGGAGCUGAACCAGAAGGGCUACAGCGUCAAAUCCGAUAUCUGGAGCCUGGGGAUCACAAUGAUUGAGCUGGCCAUCCUGCGCUUUCCCUACGACUCCUGGGGGACGCCCUUCCAGCAGCUCAAGCAGGUGGUGGAGGAGCCGUCACCGCAGCUCCCGGCGGAGAAGUUCUCAGCGGAGUUUGUCGACUUUACCUCGCAAUGCUUGAAGAAGAAUUCCAAAGAACGGCCAACAUACCCAGAGCUUAUGCAACAUCCUUUCUUCACCCUGCACGAAUCCAAAGAGACAGACGUCGCCUCUUUUGUCAAACUCAUCCUGGGAGACUGAGAACUGGACUUGUAAAUGAAUUGCCCUUCUGUGGACUGGAGAACUGGGGAGCUUCGCUAAUGACCAUCUGCUAAAUGUUCUCAGAGCCUCACAUGAACAUUUCUACUGAAGUGCAAAUUAUUAUUAGAAACCAGGGAUUGUUACUGGAUUGAUAUCAAAUCAUUGUCGACAGCUUCUCUGCAGGGAAAACUUAGGCUCAGCCAACAAGAACAAGCUGCAUGUUUUGAAGUUUUGCAGUUGAUUAUAUUGGCUUUCAUCUUCUGGUAAGAGGAUCCUCUGCCAUCUGAACUCUCUGAUCUCUGGGAACACAAUUCAUCCGAUCAAUCUGGAGGAAAAUAAACCUCCUCAGACAAAAAAAUAAAGUAUCCACCUGAGAUCCUGUGAAGAUGGAAGAUGUCAAUUCAUUCCCAGCCCCCAGUCCUUAACUCUUGUAAAGCCGGCGUGUCUCCGGCCCACCAGGCGAUGCUGAAGAGAAGGACAUAACGCACCGUUGCACAGCCUCGGUAUUGCAAAGAGCCUCGCCUGGGCUAAACUAUAAUUGAAAACAUGCGAAUAUUUGACAAUGAAAUUGGUGCCACUGAAGGCUUCUAUGGACUGUCUGAGGGAUACAUCUUGAUCUUGUGGCAGCACACGGAGAUUUGAGGUGUCAGGACAGAUUUCAGCUGUGGCUUCUUCCUGGUGUGAGCCGGUCCAGGCUGAAGGACUUCUCCUGAACCCAACCUACCGUAUUUUCUCCAUAGAUCAGCCUCAAGCUGCUCACCCAGUGCUGACAGCUGAUGGAUUUAGUUGCAAACUGAAUUUUGAGCACCAACUAGAUAGAAACCACCACUGGGUCAUCAUUGGUGUGUGCCCCAUCUGCCCAAGACCCAAAUGAGCUCCACUGAUGCUCUUACAGGGAGCCACUGUCUUAAAUGAGCAUGGCCUCCCAUCCUUUUAGUGUUUGGACUCAUCUGUUGUGUUUUCCCUGAGCUAGAAAUGGAGAGGGACGAUCGCUGGAGGCUACAACCCAUUACUGAGUAUUCAAUAGCAACACUGUCAAUAGGAACAAACAAGCCGAGAUGGGCUGGGGAUGGGGAUAAUUACAAGGACCAAGUCAUGAGGACCAGAAAGCUCUGGCUUCCCUUGACACUAAAAAGUGAUAAUAUAUAUCUGGUGAGGCUUAACAACAGCCUGGAGUCCUCCCCCUCCGAUACCAUUAUGUGCCAUUAUGGUCACUGUCUUAGUUCGCUGGAUUUAAGUACAAUAAAUGUGUUUUAAUGAUGCUGUUACUAUCCAA
Molecule: messenger RNA, 2637 nt
Organism: Columba livia (rock pigeon)
Lineage: Eukaryota; Metazoa; Chordata; Aves; Columbiformes; Columbidae
Gene: MAP2K6
Product: mitogen-activated protein kinase kinase 6
Exons: 13
Coding region: 357-1361 (334 amino acids)
Biological process (GO): MAPK cascade; protein phosphorylation
Molecular function (GO): MAP kinase kinase activity; ATP binding
Source: RefSeq, a predicted model, not a curated record